UAAAAACCUCUAAGGAUGGAGAUUCCACCACCUCCCUAGGUAACCCAUUCCAGUGCUUCACCACCCCUCAUAGUGAAGGUCUUAGUUGUUUCCAGCAGUCAUCUUGGGUGGAGUAACAGGGAAGAACUGAUGACCUGAAUUACCUCACUCCCCACCCUUAAAUAGGAUUUGCAUAAGGCGGAAGUCCUUUGUUUCCUAGUCUGACACACACACACCCAGCUUCUUGUGGAAAAGUAUGGAAUUCAAGAUGGGUUCCGGUAUCAGGUGACAUGGUCACAUGCCUCUGUAGGGUAUCUGUAACCAUUCUUCACAGGCUGACCCACAGGUUCAUGGGGAGACUAAGCCCUUUUACAGUCCAUUGUCUCGUGCUGACGGGUCAUCAGCACUGCUUUUCACUGUUGUACCUGACGUGUUAGCAGGGGACGUCACCCAAAGUAACACAUUUGAAAUACAGAUACAUAAUCAAUAUUCCUAAUUUCAGAUACAGAAAUGAUACAUGCAUACAAAUUGGAUAAUCGCAUUCAGUAAAUCAUAACCUUUCCAAUGAUACCUCACAUGAGCCAUCUUGCAUAAAAUAUCUGUUAUGUCAUACUUGUAUCAUAAGCAUAUUUUCAUAAAGAAUAUGGAAUGACAUGUCACACUCCCCAUUGGUGGUCUGCAUCCAGGCCUUUGGGUAUGGGGUCUGACAGAUCUCUGUGCUCUGAGCACGCCUAAAGGAUAGGGCCUGUGGGUAGGUGAGAUAAGUGUUCCCCAUCCUAAUUUGAAAAGUCUGCUUUGGGGCCUCCAUGGUUUCCACUUGAACUAGGGCUUCGUGCUGCCCAUCAGCUGUGGGGUGGGAUUAGGGGCAUGUGGGGCAUUAGGACUUUCAUGGCUUUGUGAAUGGUGAUCAGCAGAAACCUAGGUGCCUGGAGUCCUAUUGGGUUAGGUGUCAGCAAAAAUGUCAAUGGCACCUAAAUGGUGAAGUCAAGAGUCCUAGUGUAUGGUAGUGCGGCCUCGCUGAUCGAUCACUGGCCUGGGCCUCAGGAGACUUAAGUUCUAGUCCUGGCUCUGCCACUGGCCUGCUGGGUGGCCUUGAGGGUCUCUUCCCCUCUUUGUGCCUCAGUUUCCCCAUCAGUAAAAUGAUGAUGAUAUUGAUCUCCUUUGUAAAGCACUUUGAGAUCUAGUGAUGAGUUAGGGAGGAUUAUUAUUAUUAGUGAUUAGUCGCAUCACUAGAUAACACUUUCCUGUUACUUGGCUAAAAUUAGCCUGCUAUAUAAAGGUGAAUUAUUUUACAUGGAAGCUUCUUUUUAUCAUUCCAGUCAGCGUUACAUACAAGAUCUGAAACAACAAUAUGCUGGGCUGGGCGCUUCUUCCUGGUGCUGGGCUGCUGAGUCCUUGGUGUUUUAGCUGGGAUUUUUGUGCUGUGUCUUGAUUUAGAAGCACUGUGUUUACUGUUCAUUGGUUGCCAUAGUUCCAAGAGUUUCUCACAGUCAAUAGAAGAGAGAUUUCUGAGAAAGCCAUUUAACUGAUAACCUUAGUCUGGUGCUUGGCACAUAGCACUCACUGACCAUAUUUUGUGAUUCUCUGUAGUAACUGAGAUACAUUUCCCUCUCUGGAACAAAUCCUGGUCUCUCUAUUAUUAGCACUAUGUGUUUAACAAUAGCAGUUAUACAUGGGGGAUCAUUUCCCGUGUGGGUCAGGAGACUCUUCUUAGUUUGCACUUAUUCUAGACACCUGUCAGGGGUUAUAAUUUAUCUUUGCUUUAUUUGAUAAAGACCUUUCUUAUCUUUCUGCGUCAAAGACACAUACAGGAACUGAUUGAACAAGCAAACAUCCCCAAUCACUUUCUCUUCCCACCCCAUUGAGUUUAUUUUGCCAGUAGCCUCCUGCUGCCAGCAGCUGAGGACUUUGGAUUUUUUUUUCAUCUCCCAGCACAUCUCUGUGGGCAAAGAGAAAAAUCUAAAAGGUCUGGAAACUGCAGCAGACUGAUGGCGGCUUGAAGAACAGAGUAUGGACAUUCGAAGAGAACAACCUAUCUCUUGAAGAAUCAGCCAAGAGUUAAAGGCACCAGGUCUUAAUUUUUUUCUGCUGAAACCCCAGAAAGCAUUGGGUCCUGCUCUUUCAGUCCAGACUUCAGCUGCACAUUUCCUUCCAGCUUGGCUUUCUCUGUGGUGGAGUCAGUGUAGACUGUGAAGUCAGUUACACCUCUUGGAGCCAAUGUGUCUCCCAUCCUUAUCUCCUAAGGAAGAUGAGCCACUUCUUGUAUGCAGUGUUACAUUUUCUCCUGGGCUUCUUCAUCCCCUCAGCCAACCUGCUGGUAAUUGUGGUUGUCUACAAACUAAUGAAGAAGAAGCAGGGCAGAAGCUACAUCUUCAUCCUUAACCUGGCUGCUGCAGACCUGCUGGUGGGAGUGAUGUGCAUUGCAGAGGCACUGGAUGAUAUCCUGGAUGGAGACUUUGACAAGAAUUUAUCCUUUUGUCUCUUGCGGAUCUGCAUGAGCAUGACACCUUGCAUUGGCUCCAUUCUCACCUUGCUCUUGAUUUCCCUGGAUAGAUACUUGGCAGUGAAGCUUCCCCUUUAUUAUCCUACCCUCUUGAACAAAAAACCCAUCAUCUUCUCUCUUGCCAUUCUGUGGGCCGUCUCCAUUUUGUUUGGGCACAUGCCUUUGAUUUCUCCCUCCCUGCAGCAAAGCAACUACACAGGCUACUGUGGGCUCCUGUAUGCAGCCAAGAGUGACUACCUGUAUGUGACCUGCUUUGGGAUCUUCAUCCCUUCCUUGUUGGUCAUGAUCUGCCUGCACAUCUCAGUCGGGAGGAUUGCCUACUCACAGCACAAGCGAAUCUGGCGCACCUGCCUGCAAACAGAACCCCUCACCGCUCACCUCCGCCAUUUCAAGGCACUGCGGACAGUACUUAUAAUGAUUGUCGGCUUCACCAUCUGCUGGGGACCUUAUUACCUGGCAGGCUUUGUGCAAGCUACUUGUGACUCCUGCAACCUGGCUGACCCGAUAACGGAUGUCUUAUUCCUGCUGGGAGAAAUCAACUCCCUCAUCAACCCCCUCAUCUAUGCUCUGUACUGCAAAGAUAUAAGAAGCCAGCUGCCCAAACUGAUGUGCAAGAAGAAAGGCCAAGUAAAGCCUCUGGCUGUGGUUCACUUUAAUAUCCAAGCCCUUGAUGGUUUAUCCAAUGGGGAGGCUAAGAGACCCGAUUUAUCUGAGGUUCAAGUCCCCAAUACUACUUUCUUCAACAGUUCUAGUCACUGCAAAAUCGUCUUCUCAGUGUCAUGAUCCAAAGCAGAAGAGCAGCUCUGCAUGAACCACCAGUGAAGUGGAAUGUGAGACUGACAGUUUUCUAGCAUAACAAUCAACCAACCACCUGGACUUGGAGCACAUUGACUGGUAUCCAGAUUUACUACUUUCCCUUUUGUCCUCCUCUGUGUAAAAGGUAGCUGAGCUGGCUGGUGGGGAAAAAAAAAUCAAAACUUUGUCAAAAAAUGGAGGGGGUAUUAGUGUUUUAAAAUAGCCUGUAACAGUUCUGUUUGGACAACUAAACUCUGCAAUAUUUUACCACCAGUGUUAUAAACCUCAACAUGCCCUGAACCACUGUCCACUCUUGCUCAGACCUGGGUAAAUCAGGAGUAACUCCUUUUUGAAGUUAUGUAUUCAUCAGGAGCAGUUACGCAUAGGAUCAUUUCCUGUGUGGGCCAGAGAGACUCUAUUUGCACUUCUUUAGAAACCCAGUGGCAGCAGGUUAUUACUUUAUCUUUACUUUGUUUGGUGAAGUCCUUUCGUAUCUUCCUGUGCCAGCCACAUUCUGUGAAUGAGUGAACCUGUCAUCCUACCCAGCUGUUGUCUGUUACCAAGUUAAAAUGAGGUCAGGCUCUGUAUCAAAAUAUAUUGUGCAGUAGGUAAACACAAUUCUGCUUUACCAUAUGUAAAUAUAUUUUCCUGAGCUUUUAAAAUAUAGCGGUGGUCAGAGGGCAGCGGCCAAAAGUUGCGGCCACCUAUCUAGUGACUGGCUGAUGGUUUAUGUGGCUUCAGCCACAUAGUGCUCAGUGGAUUGGUGGUCCAUAUCACACAUGCCACCAUAAAGAACACCAUUUGGCAAUCUUAGCAGUGGGGGCAAGGAUCAGGUGGGUAUGGAGCGUGAACCAUCCCUAUAAGAAAUCCCUCCUAGUUAGGGGUAGGAAUGCACUUGAAGGACAAAAUGGGAAAGCCUGCACUGUUGCUACUGGUGUGCAGAGAAUGUGGUUAAGGCACUGGAUUGGAACUUGGGAGAGCUGAAUUUAGUUCCUUGCUCUUUCACUGACAUUGUGUGUAUGAGAGAUCUUGGUCAAGUCACUUAGUCUCUCUGUGCCUCGUUCCCCAGCUGUAAAAUGGGGAUAUUAAUGCUUCCCUUCUGCAUGCCGGUGAUAGGGGUGUGAAGAUAAGUCCAUAAAAUCCUUGUGUGGGCUCAGCUGCUACAGUGAAGAGGGCACAAAACAAACAAGACAUCUAGCCCCUGCCCAACUUGUCUCUUUUUAACACAAGGUGAGUGUAAUUCCUACUCAAUACAGCACAUGAGCUCUGUCAGGAACAGUUAUGUGCUCCUCUCUAUUAGUACUGGUGUUAACUAGUCACAACCUUAAACAUA
Messenger RNA from Chrysemys picta bellii (western painted turtle), 4610 nucleotides. The record is from RefSeq and is a predicted model, not a curated record. NCBI's taxonomy places the organism in Eukaryota, Metazoa, Chordata, Testudines, Emydidae.